AUGGUUUCCAUUUUGAGAAUGAGAGUGCUAACAACAUCUCUUGUAAUUGGAUUAGUGUUAGGGUUUUGUAGCUUUGUGAGAACUGAACCAAAUACCAAAGUAGUGGAUUAUAUAUGCAAUGGUAAUUUGUAUGAUAAGAGUGGUCCAUUUGCACUAAGAUUAGCUUAUGUUCUUGAAGCAUUACAAAAUGUGACUCCAAAUCAAGGUUACACUUACUAUUCAACGUCUCCUUAUCCUAAUGAUGCCAUUGCUUAUGGUCAUGCUACUUGCAACUCCAUUAUUGAAUUUUCAGACUGUGGCCUUUGUCUAAGUAGUGCAAAAUCAUACUUGUUGAGUACUUGUGAUGGUAGCAUUGGAGGUCAAGUUGAAUUUGCUAAUUGCUCUAUGAGGAAUUUUCCUGUUUAUGUUUGA
This is a messenger RNA of Lycium barbarum (goji berry), 411 nucleotides long. RefSeq names its product antifungal protein ginkbilobin-like protein. The transcript is spliced from 2 exons. The coding region runs from base 1 to 411 and encodes 136 amino acids. Lineage: Eukaryota; Viridiplantae; Streptophyta; Magnoliopsida; Solanales; Solanaceae. The record is from RefSeq and is a predicted model, not a curated record. Gene Ontology annotation, cellular component: plasmodesma.